AUGGCUUCAGCUGAGGAUUAUGGCUUCUUGCGGCCUCCCAGUAAUGACGAAUAUGAGCCCGUCUAUCGCAAACCAUCCGCCUACAAUCCUCUCCAGACUUUUACGUUACCCAUGGGUAGUGUCCGACACUAUCAACAGCAAUAUGGUGACAUGUACUUUUUGCGUCUCGCGAAGCUAAAGCCCGCGGUGGAAAAAGUUGCGACGGAUGCCUGGGGCGAGCUCACAGUUGCCGGAGAAUCUGCGCGACGCGUGGACCGAGUGCUGGAUGUGCGACAGGGAGAGCUCUGCUGGAUGGCUGGCACAGUAUAUAUGGACAUGCCAUUGAAACCCAACAUUUUGGAGGAUCUGACACGAGAGACCUUCACGUCCGCUCCUCCUCCCCGCCGUACCUAUGCCGACCCGUCCAACCCGUCCGCGACUCAGGUCAUGAUGGAGGAUGAGUCUGGCCGUAUCCGCUUGACUGGAAACCUUCUGGCAUCCACGCAGCUGGCCACAGGUGUCAUCAUUGCUGCGCUGGGAACAGAGACUGUUAACGGAGAAUUUGAGGUUAUCGACUUCAAGGUUCCUGAUCUAGCCCCACAGCCUCAGCGAUGGGAGCGGGGCGAGGCCGCCGCAGCGGCUUCAGAGCAAAGUGGCCAAGACGUGUCUAAAGGCUCAGGAAAAAUUGCCUUUCUGAGUGGGCUAGGCAUUACAGGCACAUCAAGUGAUACGCUUGCCUUGGAGCUUCUUACGGAUUAUCUUCUCGGCUAUACGAGCAUUGAUGGCAGCGACGCCGCGUCAAGAAUCACACGGCUCAUCAUUGCAGGCAACUCGCUCGGGGCCAGCGUGACCGCAGAUACAGCGUCAGCGGGUUCUGACAAUGCAGCCAAGAAGAAGCUGGCACCCAAGAAGUAUGGCUACGACGCCUCUGCAUACAACUCAUCACCCAUCACUCAACUAGACAACUUCCUUGCCGAGAUCUUGCCCAGCAUCCCGGUGACCCUGAUGGCCGGCGAAAAGGACCCCGCAAAUGUGUCUCUUCCCCAACAAGGGAUUCAUCGUGCAAUGUUCCCGCAAUCUCGGGCAUACUGCGCGCCUCCGCCAUCUGGCGAGAAUAAGGAAGAAGUUGGAUGGUUCGACAGCGUGUCAAACCCUUGGGAGGGUGAUGUAGAAGGAUGGCGACUUUGGGGAUGCAGUGGCCAGAAUGUGGACGACGUUCUCCGGUACUUGGACUUUCCUAGCGACGACACCGACCCUACAGCCGAAAGAGAUGAUUCUGAGGCUCGGCUGCGAAUCAUGGAAGCCAUGCUGCGGUGGCGGUGCGGUGUCCCCACGGCCCCCGACACACUCUGGUCAUACCCUUUCCAAACUGUCGACCCAUUCGUUCUAGAAACCUCACCUCACAUCUUUUUCACGGGUAAUCAGCCUUCCUUCAAGACUGCGGUGAUUGAGGCCGAUGCUCCCCUCCGACUAGAUGGAGACGUUGAAAUGACAGACUCUUCCGGUGAAACACCCACGGGUCGUGUACGACUACUAUCGAUUCCCAAGUUCAAGGAAACCGGGGAGUUGAUCUUGGUGGACACUGAGAGCCUGGAGGUCGAAGUAAUCCGAUUUGGUAAUUUUGCAGGCCAAGAAGAGAAAAAGUAA
Penicillium subrubescens is the source of this 1626-nucleotide messenger RNA. RefSeq names its product DNA-directed DNA polymerase delta subunit POL31. Gene Ontology annotation, cellular component: delta DNA polymerase complex. Lineage: Eukaryota; Fungi; Ascomycota; Eurotiomycetes; Eurotiales; Aspergillaceae. The transcript has 5 exons. The record is from RefSeq and is a predicted model, not a curated record. Bases 1 to 1626 code for a protein of 541 amino acids. Gene Ontology annotation, biological process: DNA strand elongation involved in DNA replication; DNA replication. Gene Ontology annotation, molecular function: DNA binding.